This is a messenger RNA of Bipolaris zeicola 26-R-13, 717 nucleotides long. RefSeq lists its product as uncharacterized. The record is from RefSeq and is a predicted model, not a curated record. Bases 1 to 717 code for a protein of 238 amino acids. NCBI's taxonomy places the organism in Eukaryota, Fungi, Ascomycota, Dothideomycetes, Pleosporales, Pleosporaceae. The transcript is spliced from 6 exons.
AUGGCAGCAAAAGCAUCAAUUUGUUUUUACCUCGGUGUUCUAGGAGCCGAAGAAGAAGAGCAUCAGUCGGCUCCCAUACCGAAAGCCAAACUAGAAGCCAAACAUAGGGUUUGGCUUCGAGUGCUCCAUUUGACGGUUGCGGGAACGGACACACUCGCUCGUUUAAGUGGUCCUGUCAAUUGCAUCCCAACAAGCCGGGAAGAUGAAACGAGGAUGGAAAACAAAACGAUUGCACGGGACGACGUACGACGGUUGCAUCCGUCGGCUGCAAUGCCAGUCGAGACUGACCAUGGCCCCGUCAUUUGGAAUGUUUCAACUAAUCCUUGUAAUGUGCGCGCUACAGAUGUCAUGACAGCGGUGUACGGGUUUAGUAGCGUAAUGAGCAAGGUCUUGGACCGGCUCAACAAGGACGACGUGGUAUUCAGAGGACGCAUUGCAGGUGUGGAGAUUGAGAGCCAUAGAGAACAGGUUCCAAGUUCCGCUCAUGUGGUAGUUCCGGGUUUACGAAAGGAGUGGAUACAAGCGACGGCACACUUUGUGGAAAUCACUCAAUGGAGACCUCCCGGGAACGCGUCAAGAGGCAAGAGACGACAAGCAACGAAGGCGAUGAGCAGGGCCAAGUGGGCGGGACAAGAAGCCGCCGCCGGAGUAGCAGCAGCAGCAGCAGCGGGAGCAGGCAUUUGCAUUGGACGAGACAGCACGGUUGAGAUCUUCUAG